GAGGUGCCGAGCUGACAGUAUACAGUCCUUCUAUUGCUAUCUUGUAAAGAACUUUUUUCUCCCUGUCGAGUGCUGAGGGUUGUUAUGAAACGGUUCAAGGAGAUACAGAGUUCCUUCUUCUUCAAGGGAUUUCUGUUCAUCCUACUGGUCGCUCCUUUAGGAUUCUUCUUCACCCCGGAAGCGUUGCCUAGAAUGCCUCAGUUGUCCUACGGGAAAACGGCUCUUGACUUUGGUGGAGACUUUCUGUUCAGUGAGCAGGAACCGUUGCCUUGGUGGGACGGAGGCGACUGCCGUUGCCAUGGCAACACUUGCCUUCCUAAGCAGGUUCGUAACCUUUCGUGGGAGGACGCGGGCGGCGCCUGCGGCCGGAGGGCGUGGUUGGCAGGCGGAGGGCAGAAGGUGAUUAGUUUCGCGCUGUUUGGGAAUAAUUCGCAGUACUGGAGCGCGUUUGGGAAGAACCUCAACGCGACAAGAGUCAUGUACCCUGACUGGGUCGUGUGGCUUUACACUAAUCCUCGCGCCGGAAAAUGGUCCCUCUGCCCACUUCCUGCGUGA
Molecule: messenger RNA, 555 nt
Organism: Penaeus monodon (black tiger shrimp)
Lineage: Eukaryota; Metazoa; Arthropoda; Malacostraca; Decapoda; Penaeidae
Exons: 4
Coding region: 85-555 (156 amino acids)
Source: RefSeq, a predicted model, not a curated record